Molecule: messenger RNA, 1124 nt
Organism: Triticum dicoccoides
Lineage: Eukaryota; Viridiplantae; Streptophyta; Magnoliopsida; Poales; Poaceae
Product: protein LURP-one-related 15-like
Exons: 2
Coding region: 162-755 (197 amino acids)
Source: RefSeq, a predicted model, not a curated record
UUAAUGCUGGUGUUGCCGAGCUGGUCAAACAUCCCGGUCCGAAACCAGGACAGGGGACGGAAGACGCGUGCGCCCAUCCCCACCAUCGCCCGAUCGAUCCGAUCCGAUCCGCCGCCACCUGCUUCUGCUUGACGGCGUGCGCGCGUGUGGCGCCGAAAGGGAUGGACGCGGUGCCGGCGCUGGCGGUGGUGGACGCGAGCUUCUGCGCGGGGGACGAGGCGGCGCUGGCCGUCGCCAAGACGCUCAGCAUGUCCGGCAACGACUUCACCGUCACCGACGCCGCCACGGGCGCCCUGUUGCUGCGCGUCGACGGCGUCCUCUUCAGCCUCCGCCGCCGCUGCCUCCUAUCGGACGCCCACCGCCGCCCCGUGCUCACCGUCCAGGAAUCGGCGCUGGUGAUGAACACGCGGUGGAAGGUGUACCGCGGGGACAGCACGAGCCGGCGGGACCUGCUGUUCACGGUGGUGAAGCCGUCGGUGAUCCAGCUGCGGUGGUCCACCAAGGUCAGCGUCUUCCUCGCCAGCAACGACGCCGAGCAGGCCCCCGACUUCCGGAUCACCGGCAGCUACCACGACGGCGCCUGCUCCGUCUCCCUCGGCGAAUCCGACACCGUCAUCGCCAGGAUCGACCGCCGGUCCACCGUGGUGAGCGCGCUGCUGGGCAAGAACGCCUACAGCGUCACCGUCAACCCCGGCAUCGACUACGCCUUCAUCGUCGCGCUCGCCGUCGUCCUCGACGAGAUGCACUACCAAUGACCACAACUCAAGUCUCCUCCUGCCGCGGGUGGCUCGUACGAAUUGUUGUGUGUGUCAAUGCUUUCUGCGCUCGCCGUCGUCCUCGACGAGAUGCACUACCAAUGACCACAACUCAAGUCUCCUCCUGCCGCGGGUGGCUCGUACGAAUUGUUGUGUGUGUCAAUGCUUUCUGCAGGGGAAUCGCGAUUCACGAAUGCUCUGCUUUUGAGUUGAUAAUACAUGUGUGAGUGUGACGAUGCGAAACAGAGAUUUUGAUCCCAUUCGAGAGGGAGGCACUCGGUUGAACGGCUUUGCCUGGUCCAAUUCUGUUUCGUUAACUGGUCUCUUUGUAACAUUGGAUUGGCCUGUACGUCAAUUUGUUUUUCUCCA